Amaranthus tricolor (Joseph's coat) is the source of this 2203-nucleotide messenger RNA. RefSeq names its product succinate-semialdehyde dehydrogenase, mitochondrial. The record is from RefSeq and is a predicted model, not a curated record. The transcript has 20 exons. NCBI's taxonomy places the organism in Eukaryota, Viridiplantae, Streptophyta, Magnoliopsida, Caryophyllales, Amaranthaceae. Bases 268 to 1857 code for a protein of 529 amino acids. Gene Ontology annotation, biological process: GABA catabolic process. Gene Ontology annotation, molecular function: succinate-semialdehyde dehydrogenase (NAD+) activity.
CUUCAAUUAUCACAACACCCCUUUAAUUUAUCAGUAGCCGUUCUUUCUUUCUUAAAAAUCAAUGUGCAACUAAAUAAUCUUAUGAGUCAUAAUCCAUGUAAUACAUAUUAACCUGGCACAUACAUAAACAAUUUAUUUUGAAAUGUGUUGAAUUUAUUUUAAAAUUGUAAUAUUUAGAAAAUUUGCUACAAAUUUGUCCUUAAUUUAGUAAAAGAAAUCAGUUACACUGAAUUGGUGUAGAUUCAUCGAUCCAUUGUAAAAUUGGCAAUGAUGAGAAGAUUGUUAUCAUCGACCAUAGCUGCUUCCCCCACCAUCAGCUUGAUUUGCCGCUCAUCCCAUAUACACCGUUCUUCUGCUAUUUUCUGUCGCCAGAUGAGUAGUACUGCUGAAGAUGUUGCAAUGAGACUUAAAAGUUCGGGACUGUUACGAAGUCAAGGUCUAAUUGCUGGGAAAUGGAUUGAAGCUUAUGAUAAGAAGGUUAUAGAGGUAACCAAUCCUGCUACUGGUAAUGUCGUAUCAACAGUUCCGUGUAUGGGUGCAAAGGAGACAAAUGAUGCAAUUUCUGCAGCUUAUGAAACAUUCAGCACAUGGAGCAAAACUACAGCAGCUGAAAGGAGCAAAUGCCUUCGGAAAUGGUAUGAUUUACUGAUUGCCCACAAGGAGGAACUUGGACAACUUAUUACGUUAGAGCAAGGGAAACCUUUAAAGGAAGCAAUUGGAGAGGUUGCUUAUGGGGCUUCCUUUGUUGAAUACUUCUCUGAGGAGGCAAAACGGAUGUAUGGUGAUAUCAUUCCUGCUCCAUUAUCUGAUCGGCGGUUGCUUGUUCUGAAACAGCCAGUUGGUGUUGUUGGAGUCAUUACUCCUUGGAAUUUCCCGCUGGCAAUGAUUACCAGAAAGGUUGGCCCUGCUCUUGCAAGUGGUUGUACUGUAGUGAUUAAACCAUCGGAACUUACCCCAUUGACAGCUCUGGCUACAGCUGAGCUUUCAAUCCAAGCUGGAAUUCCUCCGGGUGUAGUGAAUGUAGUCAUGGGGAAUGCUUCAGAAAUAGGGAAUUCUUUACUUGCCAGUACGCAGGUGAGAAAAAUUACUUUCACAGGUUCUACUGCUGUGGGAAAGAAAUUAAUGGCUGGUGCUGCCAAUACUGUUAAAAGGGUGUCCCUGGAACUUGGUGGCAAUGCACCUUGCAUAGUAUUUGAUGAUGCGGACUUGGAUGUGGCAGUGAAAGGAUCUCUUGCGUCCAAGUUCCGUAAUAGUGGACAAACAUGUGUUUGUGUGAAUAGAAUCCUGGUUCAAGAAGGUAUAUAUGAAAAAUUUGCAAGCGCUUUUUCAAAAGCUGUCGAGAAACUUCAAGUUGGGGAUGGUUUUGUUGAUGGUGUUGUCCAGGGACCCCUUAUUAAUGAAGCUGCUGUUCAGAAGGUUGAGUCCUUUGUUGAAGAUGCAAUCUCAAAGGGUGCAAAAAUAUUGCUUGGUGGUAGAAGACAUAAUCUUGGAAUGACUUUCUAUGAACCUACCGUCAUGACAGAUGUCAAGAGUGAUAUGCUACUCUCGAGAGAAGAGAUUUUUGGGCCUGUUGCUCCACUUCUUCCCUUCAAAACGGAGGAAGAAGCUAUCCGUAUGGCAAAUGAUACUAAUGCAGGACUAGCAGCAUAUAUAUUCACAUCAAAUGUUCAACGUUCGUGGCGUGUCAGUGAGGUUCUUGAAUAUGGGAUUGUUGGUGUCAAUGAAGGAUUGGUUUCCACAGAGGUGGCUCCAUUCGGAGGAUUCAAGGAGUCUGGUAUUGGGCGAGAGGGUUCAAAAUACGGCAUGGAUGAAUACGUUGAAGUUAAAUACGUUUGCUUGGGGAAUAUGAACGGUUAAUAAAACCCAAAACAUAUGCUGGAAUGAUUGGCUGUAGAAACACACUCUUGUAUUCGGGAUCAAUCAGCGUUUCAGUUGAGUUCAUGGCUUCUCGUGCUAACAUUUUUGGUUGGCGUUUGAAUUUUACACAUGCAAACAUGCUAUUUAGUUUCUAGUUAUGUAAAAUAAUGAGGAUCAGGUUAAUAAGGAGGAACUAUUAUGCAUUUUAAUGUUCUAUUUUCAAUCUGGCAUCCUAAACUAGGAAGAAUGUGGACUUUUUUUUAGGACUUUCUUUUUUUUUUUUUUUGUUUAGAACUCUCUUCAUUGCCUACCUAAUAUUUCAAUAAAGUGAUUUGAUUAUCAAGCA